CAUUUGAGACAGAGUGAUGAGCACUUUAAAUGGGAGGAAUCCAGCCUUCAACGCAAAGUGACGCUGCAGUUGGAUCAAAUGCUGGAGUAAACUUGCCCAACAGGUCAGUGUUUCUGAAGCACCGGCCUUGAGAACAGAAGGUGAGGCAGAUGUGAGUCUGAGAAGCAGAAAACAACGAUUUGAGCAACGAAGGUCAAAUCAGAAAAAGGUUUUGAUUGAGCAGAGCGGAGGAGAAACUGCAGGGAAAUCAGAAAACAGACAACAGUUCCCUGCAUCCCUGAGGGUCUCGGGGGGACAAGCUGUUCGUGGAGAAAAGCCAAGAUUCUUGCAACUUUCACGCUCCCCACGUCCUGUCCAGACCCACCUCUCCUCUCCAAAACCCUCCUCUGCCGUUCUUGCUCAACAGACCCUUUCAUAUUUCACUCUGUUCGCCCGUCCGCUCGCCUCCCCUCGUUCUGGCCUCCCUCUCUCCUCGUAGCUCACUUCCUCUCGCCUCCACCUGUCCAAGAAGGACAGACGUCCCAGAACUGUCCCACUCUCGUCUCUGCAGCCUUUCCUCACCCUCCUGGCCCCUCGGUUCCCCUCAUGGGCACCAUAUCAGACUGCAGCAGCACAUUCCCUACGUCUUCACUGAGAGCCCCUCUCCAGCCCUAACCGCUCUGCCAACGCCAACACCAACACAACCCGAUGGACACAAGAGACAUAAUGAUGACCAGCAUGCUGACAAUGGACAAAGGGGAGGAUGGGGGAGAGAGGGACAAAGGUAGGGAGGAGGUGGAAGGGGAAGAGGAGGAGACACAGCGGGAAAACGGCCGACUGGUGCUGGCCGACGGCGUCGCGGACAGAGGACCCAAAAACGUGACUUUGGGCUCCAGCCAGCAGGUGUCCAAUGGCUUCACAACGUCUACCCCGCAGAGCCCCAGGGAGGGACCGGGAACCGCUGCAGGCGCAGCAUCCGGGCCCCCAGGAGGCACCGGGUCUACGGUGCCGCUGGGAGGGCUGAGAACUCUGGUGGUUCAGCAGACCAGCCUGGAGCGGCCCAGGGAGACCUGGAGCAAGAAGAUGGACUUCCUGUUGUCUGUGAUUGGCUACGCCGUGGACCUGGGAAACGUCUGGCGCUUCCCGUACAUUUGCUACCAAAAUGGAGGAGGUGCCUUUUUGCUGCCAUACCUGUUGAUGGCAGUGUUCGGGGGUGUGCCCCUGUUCUACAUGGAGCUAGCUCUGGGGCAGUUUCACCGCAGUGGCUGCAUCUCCAUCUGGAAACACAUCUGCCCCAUCUUCAAAGGAAUCGGCUUUGCCAUCUGCAUCAUAGCCCUCUACAUAGCAUUCUACUACAACACCAUCAUGGCCUGGGCUCUCUACUACCUACUGUCAUCGUUUCGGCCCACCCUGCCCUGGACCACUUGCAGCAACAGCUGGAACACGGCCAACUGUCACCGCUACAUGUCCUCUGACCACAACGUGUCCUGGUCCAACUCGUCCACGUCGCCAGCCGAGGAGUUCUAUACUCGGCAGGUGCUACAAGUCCACCUCUCCCCAGGCCUGCACCAGCUGGGCUCCAUCAGCUGGCAAUUGGCCCUCUGUUUGCUCUUCAUCUUCACCAUUGUCUACUUCAGCAUCUGGAAAGGAGUCAAGACAUCUGGAAAGGUAGUGUGGGUGACGGCUACAUUUCCCUAUCUGGUUCUCCUGAUAUUGCUGAUCCGUGGGGCCACUCUGCCAGGAGCCUGGAGGGGCGUUGUCUUCUAUCUCAAACCUGACUGGGAGAAGCUGCUUAGCACUACAGUGUGGAUCGAUGCAGCAGCUCAGAUCUUCUUCUCUUUGGGGCCGGGCUUUGGCGUGCUGCUCGCCUUUGCCAGCUACAACCCAUUUCACAACAACUGCUACAAAGAUGCGCUGGUCACCAGCUCGGUGAACUGUCUGACCAGCUUUCUGUCGGGUUUUGUCAUCUUCACCGUGCUGGGUUAUAUGGCCGAAAUGAGACACCAAAGCGUGGACGUUGUGGCCAAGGACGCAGGCCCCAGUCUGUUGUUCAUCAUUUAUGCAGAAGCCAUAGCGAACAUGCCUGCCGCCACGUUCUUUGCCAUCAUUUUCUUCCUAAUGAUCAUAAUGUUGGGUCUGGAUAGCACGUUUGCAGGCUUGGAGGGGGUGAUUACAGCCAUGCUAGAUGAGUUCCCUCAUAUCCUGGCCAAGAGGCGAGAGUGGUUUGUCUUUGGUCUCGUUUGUGUCUGCUACCUCGGGGCUCUGUCUACUCUCACAUAUGGUGGAGCGUUUGUUGUGAAGCUGUUUGAGGAGUACGCUACGGGCCCUGCAGUCAUCACUGUGGUUCUGCUAGAAGUCAUUGCCGUUUCCUGGUUCUACGGUACCAACCGCUUCUGUAAUGACAUCCAGCUCAUGCUCGGUUUCUACCCGGGUUGCUUCUGGAAGGUCUGCUGGGUGGCCAUUUGCCCUUGCUUUCUUCUGUUCAUCAUCAUUAGUUUCCUGGCCUUCCCACCCGAGGUCCGGCUGUUCAACUACCACUACCCAGCGUGGACCACCGUCCUGGGCUACUGCAUCGGCGUGUCCUCAUUCAUCUGCGUGCCUGCUUACAUGGUCUACCACUUGCUUAACGCUAAGGGCACAUUCAAUCAGCGCCUGUUGAAAAGCAUCACCCCCGAGCCCAGCAGCGACAACCACAGAGACUACAUUGUGACCAACGCAAUCUGACCAAUCCCUGACCCACAAGAAGGCCCCGGUCUAACUUUCCUGGGGGCGCCCUCUCCUGGACACACACUGAAAAUCCACUGGACAAGGGGGCUAAUUUGUACCGUGUUUGCCUCUUUUCAAACAUCUCCUCAACUCAUUCAGUCUCUUUCCCACCAAGAUCUAGAAACAGUAAUGGGAUUAGUCCGAACCGUGUUGCAACAGUUACUUUUAUUUAUUUUUAUUAUUUUUUAGCUUUGUUUGAUUCUAUGUGAUGGUUCUGUUUGCAGUUAUUACUGUGGGAUUUAUUCCACAUUUAUUUUUAAUCAUCUAAAGCAACAUCAGUGACCAGCCAACAAAUAGUUUGAACACAAAGUAUAAUUCAGUAAUAUUUAAAAAAAAAUACUUUACAUUCCACUCUCAGUAUCUUUGGGUGUAUUUUUCAUAUUAUUUGGUUGCGUUAUGCGUUCACUUCAGGUAUUUUUCAUCAGUUACUGAAACCAAAUAUAUACAACCUGUUCUGUUCCUGUUAUUUAUGCUGUUUUGAUAUUACUGAUUUCUUCAUGUUGUGUUGACUGUCAGCCUGUGUUCUUCUGAUGUCAUCGCAAAAUGACCAACAGGUUUGCAACGAGGUCCCAACACUGUGAAGAGACAUGAGUGUGUGUGUAUUUGUGUGUGCGUGUUUAAGAAACAUAGACUGUUAGAAUAUCCAGAAGGAAACAAAAUGCAGACAGAAGAUCCAAUCGUGUGUUCAUUCUAUUACUGCAAUAUAAGAUAAACGUAUUUAUUUUUU
Messenger RNA from Austrofundulus limnaeus, 3472 nucleotides. RefSeq names its product solute carrier family 6 member 4a (gene slc6a4a). Gene Ontology annotation, cellular component: neuron projection; plasma membrane; synapse. The record is from RefSeq and is a predicted model, not a curated record. Gene Ontology annotation, biological process: sodium ion transmembrane transport; amino acid transport; serotonin uptake. Bases 688 to 2703 code for a protein of 671 amino acids. Gene Ontology annotation, molecular function: serotonin:sodium:chloride symporter activity; serotonin binding. The transcript is spliced from 14 exons. Lineage: Eukaryota; Metazoa; Chordata; Actinopteri; Cyprinodontiformes; Rivulidae.